Molecule: messenger RNA, 7501 nt
Organism: Anopheles funestus (African malaria mosquito)
Lineage: Eukaryota; Metazoa; Arthropoda; Insecta; Diptera; Culicidae
Product: mucin-17
Exons: 7
Coding region: 1871-6910 (1679 amino acids)
Molecular function (GO): protein binding
Source: RefSeq, a predicted model, not a curated record
AUGAAAUACUUGAAAUCCAUUGUAUCAAUUGUGUAUUCAUUUGCAAAUAAUACUUUUACCGUCCACCUGUGACGUGCAAAAUAGUAACUGGGCAAACAUUGGAUGCAAUAAAUGGACUCCCUCACCGCUCACCAAUAAAUUUGCCAUUACGCUUGCAAUCAAGCAAAACAUUGAUGUUUUAAUUAGCUUCCUUUCUAAACCUUCCCAUCUUGAUUGUGCGUUUUUUUUUGGCAAUCGUUUCCUUCCAUUCGUCUCUCACGCUUAAGAACGCAAGAAAAUGGAGCAAAACACUAACACCUUCCACUCGUUCAUCUUCCUCUUCCGGGAUUGUGUGUGUGUGCGCGCUAGUGUUUUUUUCUCUUCAUUCUUCAUCUGUUGAGCAGUUGAGUUCCACCAUGGACGAUCUUAUUUCCCGACGCCCCCUUGCGAACUCAUUUCCAUAUGCGGGCGGUUGGGCGUCCGCAAGAUAUUAUUGUUUUCUCUCGGUUUCCUUUCGGUCUCUAAUGAUGGUUUGAUAGCCUGAUUAUGUUUGUCUAACGGAUUCGGCUGUUUUCUCGCUCUCGCCUGUUCCUUGUGUGUCCCUCUGGUUGGCGCUCCGGGGUUAAGUUCUUAAUGGGCAAAAUCAUUGAAGCGUUCUUGGUUCGAAAACCGCUCAGGUUGCUUAGGUGAAGUCGCCCAAAGCAACCGUACCCAACCUCCCCCCCCCUUUCAAGUGGCCUUAGGACGUGGUCUUCCAGAAGGUGAGACAAGCACACUUACAGACGCGUAAACUUCACUGCACUGGCCACUGGGAGAUUAAAGCUGUGUGUAGUUGCCUUUUUUUGUUGUUCUCUUUUUUUUGUUUUGCUCAGAGACAAGCUUUUGUUGACUUUCGUUUCAUGGUGGCAAAAGGUAUCGUUCUUCUUCGUUUUUUUUUAUGUACUCCCUUUGGAGCCAAACGCUUGAUCUGUUUGCUUCUCUGUUUUUCGUUUUCCGGCCGUGCGCGAAAUGCUUCGCUUUCGGUGGAUUCUUCUUGCAUUCCUGCACACACAUCGCAUCAUCAUCAUCAUCAUCAUCGUUUCUGUCUCUCUUUCUGUCUCUUUCGCUGCUCGCAAGCCUGGUUGGAGCAUGGUACUUUUCCCCAUCACUGGAGAAAAUCAGUUUUCUUCUCACCGAUCGUGUGCGGCUCGCGAUCAUUCGUCGCUCAACCAGCGAACCAACCGGACCGUGGUUACUGCUGUGCGUAACUUGUCGCGCACCAAGCGUUGCGUCUGUUCUGUGUCACACACAUUAACGGUGAACGAUCGUCACGUUAAAACGCGGUGAAUAGGUGUUUGUUUUUUUUGUGAAGAAAAGAGGAAAAUAUUCGCCAAGGGUUUUUGGGUGUGUGAUCACGUUUGUUAUUUUGGAGCACAUUGUUGGUGCACACAAUUAAAAGGUCAAAAUGAUUGAUGAUGAUGAAGUUUGCUAUCGACCGUUCGUUAAUGUGGUUUUGCCACUUCGGGAAAAGCUUUCCGAUCGCGAUUAAUGCAGUUCGACUAACCGGCAGCGUGUGAAGAGAUAUUUAACAAAAAAAGGGUGUUUCUUUUGUGAGUUUCAUCUCGGAAAUACUGCUACAUAACACAACACAGCUUCCGUGCAGCACAGCCACACGGAAAGCUAAAACAAAGUUUGCAACAAACGGUUGCUGAUUGAAUCCUUCGUUCGUUGGUACAUUGCUGUUAACCUGUUUUUUUGUUUUGUUUGGUAUGUGCGUUUACUGAAACGGGUCAGUUGUGUAUUGAAAGAAGGGGAAGAAAACAGUGCCACGGGUGGUGGUGAGUGUGCUGUGUGUUGAUACGCCCCGUGCGGCAACAAAGUGUUCCCGAACGAGUUCUAAAAAGUGAUCAUCAUGAGCCACCAAAAUAUCAAAAGCGACUGUAGAGCGGUUGGCACUCGUAAAGGUUUGUCGCCGAUAAGCCGUCCAGCACUCUCAGCAGUGUUCGGCACGAUGGUGAUGCUUUUCGUUGCGGUGCAAUUCCCGUUCGCCGAUGGAUAUCGUAUGCAGCGAACCCAAUCCAGUUGCUACUACAAUGGUACCCACUUUAUGGAGGGUUCAAUCGUGCCGACGAAAGAACCAUGCUUGAUGUGCAAAUGUACGGAGAAAACGCUUAUAUGCGCGCUGAAAGUGUGUCCAGAGCAACCGAUUCCACCGCCGAGAGGAUGCAUUCUGGUGCAUAAAGCCGGUUCCUGCUGUCCGUAUCUGCAGUGCUCAAAGUUGAACCUGGCAGUGAAAAACAAUGGCGAUCGAAAGAAGCUACACUUUUUGGAUUACUACGAAAAGGCAGCUCAGGAACGAUUGGAAAAGCCUAAUUCGUAUCUGAGACGUGCGGAUGACGAUGAGGUGGAAGACAAUGGAGCUUGUAUCAUUAACGGAACGGUAUACAAAUCGGGUUCGGCCAUGGUCAGUUCGACACUGUGCUCAUACUGUUACUGCAUCAAUGGACGACAGAAGUGUGUCAAGCCCAAAUGUGCUCUGGCGAAUCAAAAAUGUGCCCCAGUGUUUGUAGAUUCGGCUUGCUGUCCCAUUCGGUACGAUUGCAGUGGGAAAACUCCGAUCAAAAACAGUGCAACUGAACUGUCCACCGAGUCGGCAAAUCACGUCCGUCGGAUCAAUAACAAACACUAUCAACGCAUGUCGGAACGUAGAGGUUACCGCAGUAAUGGGUGUACCUUUGGUGGACAUACGUACCCGGACGGUGAGAAGAUGAAGUCGGAAGAUCCAUGUGAAGUGUGCUACUGCAUAAGAGGACAACGAAAAUGUACACCGAAGAAGUGUGCACCAGCCAUCAAGGGCUGUACGCCACGAGUACCGCGUGGAGAGUGUUGUGCGGUGCGAUACGAUUGCAAACAUGGCGAACAGAAACCCUUCGGACGUAAAAUGGAAGACGAGGAAGAAUCAUUUGACUUUUUCUCGAUCCUCUUUGGGCCGGAUCCCGACGCACCGAAAGAGGAAGCGAAGAAUGCUACAAAAACUAUCGAAGUACCCGUCACCGAAGCUACCCCUGUAAGUACAACGUCGGAGAAAAGUUUUCUGGACUUGUUGCGAGCGGGGCUUGACUUUAUUGAUGAUGCUGGAGAGGAUGAGUUGCUGCUGAGCACCACUUCAACAACGGAAGGAAGUACAUUUGCCUCCACGGAGGCACCUCCCGAGCUGCAAACCGUGAAGGUGGAGAUCAUUCAGGAACCGCAAGCGAUUUACAUUGAAAAGCCGGACUUUAAUUUCCCUGUUCGAAAGAUGCCCCCAGUUCCAAUAAUGUUUAAACCGCUACCGAAGAUUCCGACAUUGCUAAUGAAUGAACCGAACUUCCAGAACUUAGAGUCUGAUUCGUUGUUGAAGGAAAAUCCUACAGAAGUAUCGAAUUCGCUUUUGGAAACGACUGUGAAAAAUAUUCCUACGACAGAUGUCUAUGAGGAUAAAACAGAAGCAGAGGAAAUUAUUGUUAGAACAACUACUACGGAGCGAACAAUAACUCCAUCGGCUAAGGUGAAACAGGCAUCGACUACAACAGAGCUUCCGCCUUCUACUGUGAAAUCAACUCAGAGAAUUAGAGCAACUGCUUCGACUAGACCUUCUAGUACAACGUCCACUACUACUACUACUACUACUACCACUACGACGACUACAGCUCCAACUACUACUUCUACUACUACUACUACCACUACUACUGCCCCAAUUACAACUACCACAACUGUAGCUCCAACAACUACUACCACAACUGCUCCUACUACUACUACUACUUCGACUCCACGUACAACUACUACAAAGCAAACAACAAAGAUACCUCCAACGGCUUCGGUUAAAACAGCCUCAUCAGCUACUAUUACAUCAACUACACCAGCAAUAAUAAAGGUGGAAUCUUCAGUAAAGAAUAUUACAGUUCAGAUGUCAACUACAGUAACUCCAUUGAAGCAAGAAUCAUCAUCUCCAUCAACAAGUUCUUCGUUAAAGACAGAUUCUACCAUGCCAACAGAAAAAAUCCUGUCGACAACUGUUUCUACAUCUCCUACAUCAAUCGAAACAUCUACAGAAAUCAUCAAAUCGACAACAACAGCACUACCACCAGCAACGAAAAAGAUCGUAGUAUCUGAGAAAAUAGUACAAACAACACCACAACCAAGUGUCAGUUCCACGCCAAUCGAUGUCGUUAUAAAAAUCGAUCAAUUGGUCGAUAAACAAACGGUAGAAACCAUUAUAAACUCGCUAAAUGCUAAAAUUGAAAAAGUCACAAAAGUAACGGCUACAGAACCGAUCACCACAACAACUCUUGCGACAGAGCGGCCCAACAAUAAAUUUGUAGGAUUCGAACCAGAAAAGAUACCAUCAACAAUUCUCUCCAAAAUGACAACAACGACAGAAUCGACGGAAUCGACUGUUUUGCAGAAUGACUUAACAACGUCUGUAACAACUGAGAGUGAAGUAACUUCAACGGUUGCACCCGAUGUGACGACCAUGAUGAAAGAAGCAACUGAUCGAUUGACGGAAGAGAUCAGCACAAGCACUCAGAGGAUAAGCGAUAGUGAAGAGUCGACAGUGAUGACUUCAACUGUUCCUUCUGAAACAUCGACGAUUCAGGAUGAUGGUUCUGCCGAAACGUUUACAGAAGUUACCGAUACAACCGUCAACUCGUACACCGACACUACUCACGAAGAACUACGCACUGAAGCGUUCAUUGUGGAAAACAACGAUACUGUCACAACGACUGAAACGAUUACGUCGAUCGUACCGACAAAAAUGACACCAACAGUAGCAACUCGCCCACCGAACCCUUUGAAAGAAAAUAAUCUAUUAUCGGUACUACUCAGUGGACUGUCCAAUAUCUUCGACGCAACGAAGAAUGAUUCCGGCAAGCAGGGACAGAAAAAUCGUACCGAAUAUCGUCCCGUUACACCGAAACCGAUACCGAUCAGUGGCUUCCACAAGGUAAGCAAUAUUCCGUCGAUUUUGGAAUCGGACCUAGGGCUGGACUAUGACGAACCAACACUGCCACCAAGUUUACCGAAUCUAAAGAUCAUCCCGUUCUUGCCGGCGGAUGCAGUGAAAAAGAAUGAACCACCAAAACCGGCAAAGAUUGUACCGCCGACGUAUACGUACUUCAAAAACCAUCCGAAUAACUAUCCAAUAGUUAACGAUCCGUACGAAACACCGACAGCGUACGGGAUGAGCAAUGAGCACGAAAUUCUUCAUCCAGGUUUAACGUACAAGGCACCCGGAAAACCGAUAGCGGAAUACGAAUAUUCGUACGAUCCUGCAAUUAAUUAUCCUGCCUUGACGGAGAGCUACGAUGUGGAUGCAAAGAAUGGGUAUUACAAUACGAAGGUUAUACGCGAUAAGUAUGAUACGGUCGACGAAAUGGACUACGACUACGAUACGGAUACGAUACAUAAGUACUCUGAGCAUCCGCAAAAGCAGGACUUGUUUAAGAACGAGCUAAAGAAGUUUAUUCCUACGAAGUAUGAGGUGCCGCAAGAAGGUACUUAUGUCCCAGUGUACGACAAGUACGGUGUGGGAUAUCCGGAGAAAAACGUUUAUUAUACAAACCACAAGGAACUGGCUUAUGGUGGAGCGAAGCUAGACAAGAUACAGGCAAGCACCGAUAAUCCACUGUUCCGGAUUGAUGGAACGGAUAUGAGUGGAUUUUCUCCCCCAACGAAAACGGAAGGUGGUUUUGUACCAAAGGAACCGAUCAAGGAUGAGUUUUACUAUGAAAGUUAUGCAACAACGCCAUUCCCGGUAGAGCUGACGGACGAUCAUCAUGCGAAGUUACCAUAUAACGCCACCCCAACCAGUUCCUAUGGAGUAACUCCAUCUAAUCCAUUCAUUGAUGUGAUCCGAACGGAACCAGCACCUCCACUGAUGUCUUUGAUCGAGGAUAAAGAGAAGCUUCUGUCGACACUUCAAUCGAAGAAUACCUCUCUAGAGGAUCUUCUUGGCGAUCCAAGCGAAGGAAGCGAUGAGUUUGAAAAGCAAAUCAUAUCGAUAACGACCGAUUCAAACUACCUAUCCUCGGUGUCCGAGGAACACGUACCAACACAGCGCACGACACCAUCGAAACCGAACUUUACCGGAUUCGAGUUAAAUUUCCCUGUAUCGGUACACCAUUCCGAGGAACCCGUUUCGGAAGCAACAAAACCAGCUGGUAAUGCCGGUACCGAACAUGAACCUGAACCAAGCGGAAUGUUUAGUCUGGAGAACAUGUUAAACUACUUGCUUCGUGAGGAGGAUCCAAUUAAUGAGAAUAAAUUGCGGAAUUCAACGGGUGGUGGCACUACAGGAUCACUUGUGGAUGGAAUUCCGCCUUUCAAGACGUUACCUUCACGACUGACGGCCGUGUAUGAUCCGACGGUGGGUUUGGAAGCUUCGCUCGGCGAUGUGAAACCACCCUCGGACGAGGAGCUACACGAUGGAACGGUAACGCUGAAGGUGGAAAGUGCCAAAAACGAUACUAAAACACUAUAUCGCCCUUCACUGCUGGAUUUGCCGUUCCUGAAUCCGGGCUUCCACACGAAACCCAUCAACCAGCCGGAAUCAGACACAGAGUCACAAAAUGAGCUAGAUCGAUACGGGUACGGUGGUACUCCUGAACAUCGCGCUGAUCAGUACCAGGUAAUUGCUGAAGGUACGCCUGGUGUGAGUGCCGAAUCGUACGUGGUCAAUCCGGUGGAUAUUAACAAGCUGAAGCAACAUCACUCCGAAGGUACGGCGGAGAUUACCAUGAAGUCUAAGGUGAAGGAUACGGUGGGCAUACUGAAGCUGGCCGGAUGUAACAUUUACGGGCGCAUGUACCGGGUGGGAAGGAUCAUAUCCGAGCUGUCAGGGCCAUGUCUCGAGUGUAAAUGUACCGAAGUUGGUGUGCACUGUACGCCUUUGGAUUGUCGAAGGCGGCGGUAAGCCGGUCCCUUGGUGGCCCGCACUAGGUUUAGACAAGACGUGUGCACGGGUGUUCAUAAGUACGGCUAAUGUAAGUGUAUAGGAGCAUGAGUGUUUGUGUGUGCGUCCACCUUAUGAAUGGAUACCAAUGCUGAAUGGAAGACAGAAUGAACGGGAGUUACUGUGAUUUUCGUGAUAUUAAUCUAUAGUUGUAAGUCAGAUCGACUGAUAAGGUGAUGUCCAGCGGCUGGUUGGACAGGUGUCUUCGAAUCGUAGACACAAACCAUAUCACGUGUAGUACGAAGGGUAAGAAACAAUCGAGCUAACAAACGAAUAACUUCAGGUUUAGGUGAGCUUGUAAUCCAUUUCCUUUGCAAACUAGAGUCCUUCUCGAAUGCGAAUAUCGAGACUCACUUUUAGGUCGAAUAGUAAUUGCCGGAAGCGUUAUUCGAUUUGAGUCGCGCCGUGCGAUAUGACUUGAAUAUCUCUUCCGGAUGGUUUAAGGAGGUUUAAGGUGUAUCACUAAGUGGUCUGCAUACGGUCGUAAUUCUAAGCACUCCGUUCGGAUGUAAAUCGAAUAAACGAAUACACACAGAUAGCGUCGUAUAUAAA